AUGCCAUGGCCGUUCAGCUCUUCCAGCUCAGGAAAAGCCCCCGCCACGAGCAGUUCAGAAAAUGAUGCGCGCGCCAAAUCAACAUCAUGGAACGACCUGUUGCCUAAACCUGCUCCGCCGUUGCAAGCCGCCAGAGAGUGGGCUCCUGUUUUCCUGACAUCGGUCGCAUCCUUGGCAGCUUUCAUGUUCUAUCAAACCCGUUUGCGGAGAUUUCCCACGACAAAUCACAUCCAGCCAGAUCUUUUCAGGAAGCGGACUCUUUUGGGACGAGUCACCAGCGUGGGAGAUGGCGAUAACUUUCACAUGUUCCAUACACCAGGCGGCAGACUUGCAGGCUGGGAUUGGCUGAGAAAGAUUCCCAACGCGAAAGCCACAUUGAAGGGGAAGACAAUACCUGUACGGAUGGCUGGAAUCGAUGCACCCGAGGGCGCACAUUUUGGUCGGCCGGGGCAGCCAGGGGCUACAGAAGCACUGCAAUGGCUGAGGGCUUACAUACUCAACAAACGCGUCUGGGCCCGAAUUCACAGGCGCGAUCAAUAUGAACGUGUGGUUGCAACAGUGUAUGUCCGACGGUUUCUGUUGAAGAAAGACGUCGGGCUGGAGAUGUUGAAGCUGGGGUUGGCAACGACAUAUGAGGCGAAAACAGGAGUUGAAUGGGGAGGGGCCGAAGAGGCAUACAAAGCUGCUGAGGCCAAGGCCAAGGCGAGGAAGAUUGGAAUCUGGAGUGGAAAAGCAAGUGACUUCGAGAGUCCCAGGGCAUACAAGACCAGAACCAACGAGACAGAAGGGAAGAAGCCUGGCUGGCUGUCUAGCUGGCUGUAA
Molecule: messenger RNA, 822 nt
Organism: Colletotrichum orchidophilum
Lineage: Eukaryota; Fungi; Ascomycota; Sordariomycetes; Glomerellales; Glomerellaceae
Exons: 2
Coding region: 1-822 (273 amino acids)
Cellular component (GO): mitochondrion; cytoplasm
Source: RefSeq, a predicted model, not a curated record